Musa acuminata AAA Group (dessert banana) is the source of this 1764-nucleotide messenger RNA. Its product is annotated as protein DECREASED SIZE EXCLUSION LIMIT 1-like. The record is from RefSeq and is a predicted model, not a curated record. The transcript is spliced from 13 exons. Gene Ontology annotation, molecular function: protein binding. Bases 143 to 1351 code for a protein of 402 amino acids. Lineage: Eukaryota; Viridiplantae; Streptophyta; Magnoliopsida; Zingiberales; Musaceae.
UAACCACUAUGAUCAAGGUCGGCACUGAACAUAUGGGGGAAGCGCCUAUAUCUGGUCGUCGUCACUUCUGCCUUUCCGCGUCUCCUUUUGGUCGCGCUCAGUCGCCUCUUGGGGUCGUUCGCCGUCUCCUCCGAGCGAAACCAUGAGCGUCGUCAGCAGCAGAAGCGAUGGCGAGAAACGCCGGCCUCCGCCCGACCCGGUGGCGGUGCUGAGAGGUCACCGCGCUUCCGUCAUGGACGCCACCUUCCACCCCUCGAGAUCCUUUCUCUUCACUGGCGCCGCCGACGGAGAGCUGCGGAUUUGGGACACCGUGCAGCACCGUACGCUCUCCUCCACCUGGGCUCAUGGCGGAGCUGCAGGCGUCUACUGUGUUGCUACCAGUCCAUCUUUUGGGGAAAGAGUUGUGAGUCAGGGCAGAGAUGGGACAUGUAAAUGCUGGGAGAUUGAGGAAUCUGGUCUCUCCAGGAAGCCUCUGGUUACAUUCAGGACCAACACAUAUCACUUCUGCAAACUUUCAUUGGUGAAGUCCCCUGCAAGCACAGAACUAUUGGGGCAAAAAUCUGUUGACCCAUUGGAUGGGAAAUCUGCUUGUUCUACUAAUGACAGAGAGAUUCUUGAUUCAGAGGAAGGGGGGCAGUAUUUUCCUGAUGUAAAUAGUGAUGAGACAUCUCCAAAACAAAUAGAAGGCUUCAAUACAACUAGAGGAUCAAUGUUGAUGGCUGUAGCUGGAGAAGAAUCUUAUCAGGUUAAAAUAUGGGAUCUUAAUAGUGGACAAUGGUUGAUGUGCUUGCCUCAAAUUUCUGACGCUAUUUCCACAGAACCUCCAAUUAAACGAAGAGGAAUGUGUAUGGCUGUCCAAGCUUUUUUAUCAUCUGAAUCACAGGGAUUUUUAAAUAUUUUAUCUGGUUAUGAAGAUGGUAGCAUGCUUUGGUGGGAUAUAAGAAAGCCUGUCACUCCAUUAUGUUCUGUAAAAUUUCAUUCAGAAGCAGUUUUAUCCCUUGCACUUGAUGGAUUAUGCAAUGGUGGCAUAUCUGGAGCUGCUGAUAACAAAGUAGUGUUAUUCCAUCUCGAUCAUCAAAAGGGUACUUGUACUAUUAGGAAAGAAAUAAGUGUUGAUCAUCCAGGCACAGCUGGCACAUCAAUAAGAGCAGACAGUAAAAUUGCAGCAACUGCAGGAUGGGAUCACAGAGUACGAGUGUAUAAUUAUCGGAAAGGAAAUGCCCUAGCAAUCCUAAAAUAUCACAGUGGUUUGUGCAAUGCGGUGACGUUUUCAACCGACUGCAAGCUGAUGGCAUCUUGCUCUCAGGACUCGACUGUUGCAUUAUGGGAUCUUUAUCCUCCUCGUAUCUAACCAAAAGGAAAAAGUUUCUGCACUGCUUUACACAAUCCACUAUUCUACUAUGAGCAUUAAGGAAUUCCAAAAAAGGACAAAUCUUAGCUCAAGGCCCACAGGAGUUGGUAAUCCAAUGCCUACUCGUUCUCUUAAGUUUUUUCCACUUACCCUUUUCUUUUCUCCUUGUCAGUGAUCAUUUAAGGUGCCACUUUGCAAUGAUAUUACCUUCUGGUUUUUCCUCUCCAAUUGCUGCGGACAAAAACAAAUGAGUCAUAAGCUUUAACUUCACAUGGUCAUUCUCAAUCGCCUGAUAUCUAACUGACCAUAAAUUAAUGGCUUAGAUGGCCUCAAUUCAAUUACCAGCUUUUUAAACAUGUACUCUGGAUUGCAAGUGAGUUUAUUUAAAUUACGAGUACCAACUUCUACUUGAA